UGAGCAACCCGUACGUAGUAAGAAAUACGAAAAUUAUUCGCAGCACUACGCGUUGAUAUAAAUUGUUAAAAUAAGAAAAGAAAAAAACUUAGACGCGAGUCAAGUUAGGCGCUUUCGCAUUAUCACGUCCAUUAUAUGAGGCUAAGUGUAAAUUAUCGCCUUCGCCAAACACCACCCUAAUCCAACCCAACUAAGCCGAACUGCAAACAACGUCGGCAACGCGAACUCUGUGCAUACGAGCAUUUUUGUUGUUGUGCGGUGUUGUAUAUUUUGUGUCGUUUGGGUGGAUCGCGUCAAAUUUAAGCAAACAAGUGAGCGGGCGUAGUGGAUUGUGACGUUGUCUCCCAUUUUUUCAGUUUUUUUUUAUUUCAAGUGAAGUAAAUAACUAAGUGACAAUGAAGUGAACUUCUCGUUGUGGAGACACGACCAACAUCUUGGUACGCAAUUUUUGUUGUUGUUACUCUGUCACAAUAUCCGUCUAACUACCAGCAGCUUCGGCAGUCCACCUGGUCGCGUUUUCGUUGUCGUGGUCGUUGUCGUUGUCGUCGUCAUCAUUAGCGUUGACGUUGUAUGCUAACGGCUUAGAUCGCCUUUCAUCGGGCUUAAGGUGUUCGUCGUGUACGCGGAACCUCAUAAUCGGCAACAACGGUCGUCGCUGCAGCCACAGUCAGUGCCAAAGCUAUAGCUACAGCCACCGCCGACGCAGCUGCAGUGAGUGAUCUUCGCAGCAUACACACGAUCGAACGGCGUCGCAGCCACGAGCGCCCAGCAGCAGCAGCAGCCAACGCAGCAGCGACAGCAGCCACCUUACUGGCGGCAGUUAGCUUUAUUACCGCAAAACUAUCUGCGAAGUUAAAACGUAUCUGAGGUUUUAAUACCGUUUUGGUGUGUUUUCGAGUUGGUCGUGUUUAGCUCCUAAGCGUCUUUACGGUUGUGCAGUACAUACAAUAUAUUAUUAUACAACUAUACUACUGAGCUAUUGAGAAAUAAAAAAUAAUAAACAAUUUUGAAAAGUAAUUAAAUAGUAAUUUAAAAAUAUACAAGCAUUAAGAAAUUUCUUUGAAAGUGUUUUCGAAUAUUAAAAAGCAGUUUGUCCUUCCUUUUUUAGCGAAAAAAAGUAAAUUAUAUUCAAUAAAAAUCAGGAGCUGCUGCUGUUGAUAAACGCAAAUUAUUAAUGCCAUUAAAAAUUAACAAUUUGUCGCUUGAAUAAUUCGGCUUAAGCCUUAGUAACGGCGACGACAACGACAACGAAGCCGGGUGCCAAUAAGACAUUCCGUUUGACAAAUUUCGGUUGUAGCAAAAAAGGCACACAGCAGGAAAAACGCGUACAAUUUUCCACAGCAAACUUGUUUUCUUCGAAUUUGGCGUGUAAAACGUAUAACGGAAAUGUAAAUUAUUCGCCCCCUUCAUGUUUAUAUUUGAAAAAGCGUAAACUCAAGCAAGUACGCGUGCAAAAAAAUAAGAAACAUACGCGGAAAAAAUUAGAAAAAUUAAAUAACUGUAAAAAAUAAACGCUAGUGUCCAUACGUCCCAAUUAUAUAAAAAUUAUAUAUGAAAAAACAAUUAAAAAUUAAAUGAAAAAAAAAACCAUUAUUUGUUUAGAGCCUCUUAUUUUUGUUGAGUGAACUGUAAGCCUCGCAGCUUAAAACACAUUUGAAAACGCGUUAAAUAAUAAUUACAUUAAUUUUUAAUUUCAAAACCACACUUUUCAGAACUUAAAAUAAAAAACACUUAUCGUUACUUGGCGUAUAUAACAACAAAUAUACGAAGCGUAAUUAAAACAAAACGCAAAAUAUCGGAAUAAAGAGCAAAACCAGCGUACAACGCUUAAUUAAACGCGUCGUUGGCAACUUUGUACGCUUUUGCACCAGUCAGACAGCAGCGCUGUUGUGCAUUUCAUGUGCCUUUAACGAUCUUUUCUAUAUUUCGGGUGAUAUUCAUAGCCGUUAAUUUUAUACGUAUAUAAUUGAUGGGAAUCACCAAAGCGGAACUUCUUGAUCAGUUAGUCUAAUCAGCUUUAAUUUAUACAUAAAUAAAACCGAACUAGCAAUUGAUAAUAACAAUAAUAAAGAGAGAACGCAACUACAACAGUGAGCGGAAAGAGAGAGAGACUAUAUAAUAAGGAGAAGUUAUUCAAGGCUUGUGAUUUAUUUUGAGCUGACAAAAUGACAGGUUUCAGCAACGGAGGUUUCGAAAACGACGAACCUGUGAAGCCAAAAGCUGGUUUUGAGCCAGACACAGCAUCACUCAGAGAGAAAGUUAUUUUAAAUCCGGGCGAAAAAUGGCGCAUUUUGAAAAAUAUCACCAUCAUAUCAUUUGCAUUCAUGGUACAAUUCACAGCAUUUCAGGGCACGGCCAAUUUACAGUCCUCGAUUAAUGCCACAGAUGGCUUAGGCACUGUGUCGCUGAGCGCCAUUUACGCGGCGCUCGUCGUCUCAUGCAUCUUCCUACCCACACUUAUUAUACGCAAAUUGACUGUGAAAUGGACGCUGGUCUUCAGUAUGCUGUGCUACGCGCCGUACAUUGCCUUCCAAUUGUUCCCAAAAUUCUACACAUUGGUUCCUGCUGGUAUUCUAGUCGGUUUGGGUGCCGCUCCUAUGUGGGCAUCUAAGGCCACUUAUUUGACACAGGUCGGUCAAGUUUAUGCGAAAAUAACCGAACAAGCUGUGGAUGCGAUUAUUGUGCGGUUCUUCGGCUUCUUCUUCUUGGCCUGGCAAACGGCCGAACUGUGGGGAAAUCUGAUCUCGAGUUUGGUGCUUUCGAGCGGCGCUCACGGCAGUAGCGGCGAUUCCAACACAACCAUUACCGAAGAAGAUCUGCAAUACUGUGGUGCCAACUUCUGUGUGCAAUCCACCAAUGGACAUGGCAACUUGAACCGCCCACCAGAUCAUGAGAUCUUCGAAAUCACCAUGAUCUACUUGUCUUGCAUUGUUGCCGCUGUUGCCAUUAUUGCCAUCUUCUUGGAUCCACUUAAACGUUAUGGUGAGAAACGUAAGGGCUCACAGUCCGCACAAGAAUUGUCCGGCAUGGAAUUGCUAUCAGCUACCUUCCGUCAAAUGAAGAAACCCAAUCAACAGCUGCUCAUACCAAUCACCAUUUUCAUUGGCAUGGAACAGGCUUUUAUCGGCGCUGAUUUCACACAAGCUUAUGUAUCGUGCGCUUUAGGUAUUCAUCAAAUCGGCUUCGUGAUGAUCUGUUUCGGUGUGGUCAAUGCCAUAUGCUCAAUUCUCUUCGGUUCGGUGAUGAAAUAUAUUGGACGUCUGCCCAUUAUUAUACUUGGCGCUGUCGUGCAUUUCACACUUAUCUCCGUGGAAUUGUUCUGGCGUCCCAGUCCCGAAAAUCCACUCAUCUUCUACGCUAUGUCUGGUUUGUGGGGUGUCGGCGAUGCUGUAUGGCAAACACAAAUUAACGGUCUAUACGGUCUACUCUUCCGUCGCAACAAGGAAGCGGCCUUCUCCAACUACCGUCUCUGGGAAUCAGCCGGUUUCGUUAUCGCCUAUGCAUAUGCUACAACAUUGUGUGCGCGCAUGAAGCUUUAUGUGCUUUUGGCUGUGUUGGCUUUAGGAUGCAUCGGCUAUACUAUUGUCGAGAUUCUGUACAGAAGAAAGCAACGCAAGCUAAAGAAACAAGAGAAAUUGGAGGCUGCCGCCAAGGAGAAGGAAGCCGCUGCCGCAGCAGCCGCCGCCGAGGCUAAUGCCACCGGCGAAGUGGAGGAGACCGACGAUGAGUUGGAUGAUCUCGAAGAGGAUAUUGUUGUGACGCAUUUCUAAGUCUAUCACCGCAUACAUAAACACACACACAAACACAUACUCAUACAUUCACGCAUCUGCAAAACAAAUACGCCUUCCAUAAAGUCAAGCAUCCACGCAUGUAUGUAUGUACAAUGCAUAUAUGUAUGUAUUUAUGUAUGCAUGUGAAAAUGUGCAUCGGUGUUGGCUGUAAAAGCUCCUUGCUGAAAGCUUGCGAGCACCACAAGUCACACCCACACACACACACAUUUAUAGAGACACUCAAACGAUGAAAGCUUUUGUUUUUGUUUGUUAAUCUCGUAUGAGAGCUUUGAAGUGUUGGCGUGUAAGCGUGUUUGAUAACUUUUUUUUUGUUUCUUUAUUUAGACUACAAGAAAAGCUCUUUUAUAAAAGAGCGCGUAUAUGCAUGUAUAGAGACAGAGGAAGAGCGCUUGAGACGCCAGGUGGCUUAACACAAAAAAGCGCAUAAGUCAAAAAUUCAUUUUCUGAAUUUCGAAAGUGACUUUUUGCUAGCAAGCACACGUUUCAAGCCGUCUUCCCCUCACCCAGUUGUUACUUUGUUGAAUUGUAUACAAUUUUGCAUACAAAAAGACACAAGUUUUAAGUAAAUAUUAGCAGAAGUAAUAACAGUUAUGAUUAUUGAAAGUAAUGUGUUAUAAUGAUUAGUAGUUAUUUAGUUCAAUAAGUACAAUAGAAACAUUGCGAACACUUACACAAACACACAAGCACACACAUACACACAAACAACACACGUUAACAUAGAAAAAGACCACUCAUAUCACAUGAUAAUAAGCUUACAAGCCAAGUAAGCGCAAAUUGUACAUAACUAAAACCGAAAAGUAAAAAACCGAAAUGUGCACAGAAGAGCGGAGUUACCAGUAAGAACUGUAGAAAACGAUAAAAGACGAAGAGAAAUUGUUUAAGUUAAAAAAAUAUUCAAAACCAAAACUGUACAAAAACAAAAGCUGCGCAAAAUGAGAGAUAGAUUUUUGAAAAAAAGAGUUAUGAAUUGUGAGGCUAUUGGUGUGUCGGUUAAGUGCCUUAAAGGCACGCACACCAACGGCGCUUAUGAAAUAAAUGAACAAAAAGUAAAUAAAAACACUGUAAACUGUUAAUAGACGUCCGUACCGAAAUGCGUUACAUAAUUGCAAAACUAAAGUUUGCACAAAAAUUUUGUGAAAAAAAUUUCUUAAUGAAGACAAAACGAAAAUGUAAAAGUAUACAAGCUAUUGCCCGAAGAAAAUGGCAAAAAUAAAAUUAUAAUACACUUACAUUUACAUAUAUACAUACAUAUAAACAUAAAAGUUAGUUUUAAGGUAACCGUUAUGCUUGUAAGAACCCUCUAGUUUAAAAGUAUAUAGGUAUAAAAUGUGAAAUCAACGCUCAAACACUAAAAAAAUUGCUAAAAAUGGAAAGCACAAAUUAUUAGAAGUGCUAUUUAAAGAGGAAAAGAAACAAUAUUAUAUGAAAGUAAUAAAUACA
This is a messenger RNA of Bactrocera latifrons, 5231 nucleotides long. Its product is annotated as UNC93-like protein. NCBI's taxonomy places the organism in Eukaryota, Metazoa, Arthropoda, Insecta, Diptera, Tephritidae. Gene Ontology annotation, molecular function: potassium channel regulator activity. Gene Ontology annotation, cellular component: plasma membrane; striated muscle dense body. The transcript is spliced from 8 exons. Gene Ontology annotation, biological process: regulation of muscle contraction; regulation of potassium ion transport. The record is from RefSeq and is a predicted model, not a curated record. The coding region runs from base 2166 to 3770 and encodes 534 amino acids.